UGCGCAGCCUUAGAGCGCUGCAGCCUUGCCAGCUUGCCCUGGCGCUGCGCACUUGCCAGCCAGUCCGCCCGUCUGGAGCCCGGCUCACUGGGGCAGCAUGGCGGGGUCGCCGCUGCUCCGGGGGCCGCGGGCCGGGGGCGUCGGCCUUUUGGUGCUGCUCCUGUUGGGCCUCUUCCGGCCACCCCACGGGCUCUGCGCGCGGCUGGUAAAGGAGCCCCGCGGCCUGACCGUCGCGUCCCCACCCAUAGCUGAGGCUGCGGCUCCCCGCCGCUUCCGACGGGCGGUGCCCAGAGGAGAGGCGGCGGGUGCUGUGCAGGAGCUGGCGCGGGCGCUGGCGCACCUGCUGGAGGCUGAACGGCAGGAGCGGGCGCGGGCAGAGGCGCAGGAGGCUGAGGAUCAGCAAGCGCGCGUCCUGGCGCAGCUGCUGCGCAUCUGGGGCGCUCCCCGCGCCUCAGACCCAGCUCUGGGCCUGGACGACGACCCAGACGCGCCCGCUGCGCAGCUCGCCCGUGCCCUGCUCCGUGCGCGUCUUGACCCUGCAGCCCUUGCAGCUCAGCUUGUCCCUGCGCCCGCCCCAGCCUCUGCUCUCCGAUCCCGGCCCCCGAUCUACGACGAUGGCCCCCCGGGCCCAGAUGUCGAGGACACUGGCGAUGAGACUCCUGACGUGGACCCCGAGCUGCUGAGGUACUUGCUGGGACGGAUCCUCGCAGGAAACGCAGACUCUGAGGCUGUGGCUGCCCCACGCCGCCUUCGCCGUGCGGCCGACCAGGAUGUGGGCCCUGAGGUGCCCCCUGAGGGUGUGCUGGGGGCUCUGCUACGCGUGAAACGCCUGGAGACCCCGGCUCCCCAGGCACCCACGCGCCGCCUCCUGCCUCCCUAGCGUCUCCCGGAUUCCACACGCCCUAGGACCCGGAGCUACUCCGUGUGCCACCUCACCAUUCAGGCUGCUCUCCGCCAGUACGUCCAAAGCAGCUUGCCCAAGUGGCCAGCCGCUGUGGCUGCCCUCUGACCCCAAGGUCCCCACCCUCUAGCCCCACAAUAAACACGAUCUGAAGCAG
Molecule: messenger RNA, 1058 nt
Organism: Nycticebus coucang (slow loris)
Lineage: Eukaryota; Metazoa; Chordata; Mammalia; Primates; Lorisidae
Gene: PCSK1N
Product: proprotein convertase subtilisin/kexin type 1 inhibitor
Exons: 3
Coding region: 98-880 (260 amino acids)
Biological process (GO): negative regulation of endopeptidase activity
Molecular function (GO): endopeptidase inhibitor activity
Source: RefSeq, a predicted model, not a curated record